Molecule: messenger RNA, 639 nt
Organism: Penaeus indicus
Lineage: Eukaryota; Metazoa; Arthropoda; Malacostraca; Decapoda; Penaeidae
Exons: 3
Coding region: 1-639 (212 amino acids)
Source: RefSeq, a predicted model, not a curated record
AUGUGGAAAACCGAGCUGGAGGAGAACAUAGAUAGGUGGCCCGAUGGACAGGGGAAGAGAGGAAUGGAAGUGUCGAGAGCGAAGACAGAGUGCAUGUGCUUGAACGGAGUGCCCAGAGGAAGCGUACGGAUACAGGAUCAACGGUUGCCAGAAGUAAAAGAAUUUAAGCACCUCGGGAGCACGUUGCAAGCGGACGGAGGAGUGAACGCAGAGAUUAGCAGAAGGAUUCAAUCAGGAUGGAACAACUUGAAGAAGAUGAGUGGUGUGUUGUGUGACAAGAGGAUCCCAACCAGAGUAAAGGGAAAGAUCCACCAGACAGUGAUCCAGCCUGCAAUGCUCUAUGUGUUGGAGACGGUACCUCAAACAAAUAAGACGACAAAGAGAUUGGAGGUGGCCGAAAUGAAAAUGUGCAGAUGGGCGUGUGGGGUGACCAGAAGAGACAGAGUAAGAAAUGAGGACAUCAGGAGACAAAUGGGAGUGAAGAACAUCGGAUUAAGACACUAUGACCCUCGGUCUUUGUGCGAGCUUAUCUUGUCUAAAGAAAUGACUUUAUCAAAUAUUUCAUUGACAGUUAAUGUGAACAACCAAAUCGGACAAGGAAUACAAGUAUUUUCUUCAGACCACAAUCACUGGACGUAG